Molecule: messenger RNA, 1946 nt
Organism: Hyalella azteca
Lineage: Eukaryota; Metazoa; Arthropoda; Malacostraca; Amphipoda; Hyalellidae
Exons: 3
Coding region: 185-892 (235 amino acids)
Source: RefSeq, a predicted model, not a curated record
UGUCAUGAAGAGUUCAAUCUAGGUGGAUCUGCAAAUAUUUUUCAGUUGGAUGACCGAACAAAUGUGAGCAACACCUCAAGUUCCAACCAUUUACAUUUCCUCGCACAGACUUCAAAACAGAAGCGUUCACUAAUCAGUAUUUGAAUAUUGGCAGUGUCCUGCAGCAGCGCAUUACACAUUUUCAAUGAAGUUCCUACUUUGGAUAUCAUAUACCUUGACCAUUGCUGUAGCUGAGAGAAUUAAUAAGAUAUGGCAGCCAAGUCGAUGCGAUACAAGCGCUCUUGCCGCUGACGCAAGCCUCGCGAAAAAUUCAUCGGUGAUAGAAGACCGCAUGCAGUGCCUGGCUUGGGCGACGCUCGGCCAGGCGGCGCUGGUUUGUUACGAAGCACCGCGCUGCUCUUGGUGGCAGACUCGCGGCGUGGCCGUGGGCGUCGCCGUCAUAUCUCACUCUGCAAGUCCGUGCUUCAUGUCUCGACCGUUCCCUGUCACCCAGUACUCCAGCUGCGCCGCCAUGCCGGGAUUUGUACUCACAAGCAUCGGUUGCUUGCUGUUCGAUUCCGUCGCACGAACCUUCACCGACGCCCGCGACUUCUGCCUCCAGCGCGGCAGCGAUCUCUUCACCAUGGAGCAGGACUCCCAGCUGGCCGGACUGAUCACCUAUCUGAACUCUUUUAGUCCGCGUCCGGAAGUUUGGAUGGGACUGAGGAAAAUGGACGGCAAGUGGUAUUGGCUGACCAUGAGGCCUUACAACGCAAAUAAUUUUGUCAACGAUUUCUCCGACCUUCCGACUGAGUUCUGCUUGCGGUUCAAUACCAACGACAUAAUGCGUGACUGUGUCUGCGACUCCACCACAACUUUUUCAGUGCUGUGUCUUGCUAAGAACUUCAAAUAGUAUCGAAGCGUUCGACACAGAACCUCCCGCUUCAGAACUUAAUCUCGAGCAAUGUUCGUUCUGUCAAAUUGCAGUCUCAAUUUUGGUGUUGUUUAUUUUAAAUAAUUCGAGAUUUGAAUUGACUCGUUCCCCCAUCGGAAAAAAUUUGAUUUUAUGUGAUAUUGACACUAUUAAAUUUUAAGGAUGUACGCAAAAUAAAACGUUAAAAACUUUAAGAGUGGAAGCCAUGUACGCAAAAUCUAACGCCGCAAAAGCAGCAUUAUGUUCGCACACGCGAACCCUUAAUUGGACUGCUCAAGAACAUUUUACCCUAGGAGUAUUUUGGCACUACAUCAUAUACGCAAAUAAAUGGAAUGCUAGUUGUUAGAAACUACUUUAGAAGGAAUAUAUUAUUUUGCUGUUCUACGUGUUUAUUAAGCACAUUUUAAAACUCUGUUGCCCACCAUAGGCUCAACAACCUAUUUGACAGUGUAACUCUAAUAGUGGAACUAACUAUUUAUCUAUCCAUUUCAAUGUAAUAGAAAUGUUUUCAAGCACAAGGACGAUGCAUGAACAAAAAAUUAUUGAUUAUUAUUUUUAAAUUUAAAUCUAAAUGCUAUUCGGAGGACUGUUCCGCAAAAAAAAUAUGUUCCAUGAGAGAGAAUCAUACUUGGGUUUUCUUGGGUUGUUGGGUUUUUACUAACGCCGUAAAGAAGGCCAAGCAGCUCAUUUUUAGUAUAAGAUUAUCCAUAUGAGAAUAGCUUCGGAUGAAAGUGUAAUUGUGAUCAACAAAAUGGCGACACGUGGCAAUAGUCCAAAAGAAUGGUAAAUCUUCAUGUUUUGCAACGACGUUUGAUAAUUAAACUCAUGCACUUUCAUUAUUCAAUUUAAUACAAAGCUUGUGUUUCAUUUUCUGUUAAUUCGUGUAAUUUAUAGGGCUCAUUUUUCCUCAUAUUAAUCCAAGAAAUAUCUAGCGUGCUUUUCCUUUUGUAUUUAGGAGCAAUUCGACAAGUGACGAAACGAAGCUAUGUGCACUCAACUAUUUAUCUAUAAAUAUAGUGGUGAUUAAAGGACG